This is a messenger RNA of Salvia splendens (bonfire salvia), 1664 nucleotides long. RefSeq names its product S-adenosylmethionine decarboxylase proenzyme 4. Bases 102 to 1277 code for a protein of 391 amino acids. Gene Ontology annotation, molecular function: adenosylmethionine decarboxylase activity. NCBI's taxonomy places the organism in Eukaryota, Viridiplantae, Streptophyta, Magnoliopsida, Lamiales, Lamiaceae. Gene Ontology annotation, cellular component: cytosol. Gene Ontology annotation, biological process: spermidine biosynthetic process; spermine biosynthetic process. The record is from RefSeq and is a predicted model, not a curated record. The transcript has a single exon.
UCAUGUUAUUGUCUUCCAAAGAUAUCACAAACCCUCCAAAAUAACCAUCAUCUUGCACUCAUUUUGCCUCACAAUCAUUCUUUUUUUUUUACCUCAUCCGCAUGAUCCCCCCUCUCUCUCUCUAUGUGUAUAUAUAUACUUACUCUCCUGUACAAAUCUAUCACACCUCAAUUUCACACACUACUCACACAACUCUUCUUCCAAGUUCAAACCAUCAUCGAAGGAAAAAUUUAUUCGACCGAAUGGCGGUCUCCGGGUUCGAAGGCUUCGAGAAGAGAGUCGAGCUCCGGUUCUCCGGCGAUGAUCCAACCGCCGGAGAAAAGGGGCUCCGGCGGAUUGACUUCUCUAAAAUAGAGAAAGUAUUGCAUGCGGUGCAGUGCACCGUGGUCUCGGCGGUGGGCAACACGCGCUUCGACGCGUACGUGUUGUCUGAGUCGAGCCUCUUCGUGUACCCCACCAAGAUCAUCAUCAAGACAUGUGGGACCACCCAGCUCCUCAAAUCCAUCCGUCCGUUGGCGGACCACGCCGCUACCGUGGGCCUCACCUUGUGCGGGUGCAGGUACACCCGCGGCAGCUUCAUCUUCCCCCACGCGCAGCCUCACCCGCACACCUCCUUCAAUGAAGAGAUUCUCUUCCUCGAACAGAAUCUCCCCAAGAAUCUCUCUAUCAAAAAGGCGGCGGUCCUCAAAUCCAAAUCCAAAUCUUCCCACAAAUGGCACGUGUUCACCGCGUGCGACUCCGCUGCGGUGGACGCGCGCGCAGGGGAUUACGCCUCCGGUUUAUUCACGGUCGAGAUUUGCAUGACCGAGCUGGACCGGGUUCUGGCCAGGAACUUUUUCCGCCGGUUCAAGGAUGGGAAAACCGGCGACUCGGCCGGUUCGGAGAUGACCGAUGUGACCGGUUUAAGGAGCGUGAACCGGCACGCGCUCGUCUGCGACUACGCCUUCGACCCCUGCGGCUACUCGAUGAACGGGGUCGACGGGCCCCGCUACUCCACGGUCCACGUGACGCCCGAGGACGGGUUCAGCUACGCCAGCUUUGAGUCGGUCUACGUGGACCGGGAUGAGUUUAUCGAGGCGCUGCAGAAGGUGGUCAAGGUCUUCCGCCCGGCCGCGCUAUCCGUCUCGACCACGUGCGCCGCGGCCGGGCGGGAGGUCUGGAGGGGCGUGGCGAAGGCCCUCGAGCCGCUGGGGCUGAGGGUCCGGAGCCGCGCGGCCGACGAGUUCCCGGACGCUGGGACCGUCGUUUUCCAGACGUUCGCGGCUCGUCGGAAGUAGGUGGAAUUCUUUUUUGUUUUUAUUUUUUUUACUCUUUUUUUUUGUUAGGGGGAUAUGAAUAUUGAUAAUGCAUGCUAAUUGAUGUCAUUGCAUGGGUGAUGAGAUCUCAAAUGUGGGGUUGACUUUGUCUAGAAGAGAAAAAAAAAAUAGUGAUAUAAUGAAGGAUGAUGUGGGAAUGUGGUUGUAGAUGGUAUUGGGUUCAUCAUAAUAUUGCACCCCACUUGAAUAUGGCACGCCUAGAACAAUUUUUGAGAUAUCAUGAAGUACUCAUAUUUAUCAGAGUUAGUGGGGUUGGUUGGGGGAUCUAUGGAAAGUGCUCUAAAUAUAUGUAAUUUUUUCCAUGUUUAUAUGAACUUUCUAUACCAUCUCUUUCUCAAAUGUUUUUCA